This is a messenger RNA of Betta splendens (Siamese fighting fish), 3171 nucleotides long. RefSeq names its product golgi phosphoprotein 3a (gene golph3a). Gene Ontology annotation, cellular component: Golgi cisterna; cytosol; trans-Golgi network. The record is from RefSeq and is a predicted model, not a curated record. The transcript is spliced from 4 exons. Gene Ontology annotation, molecular function: phosphatidylinositol-4-phosphate binding. Lineage: Eukaryota; Metazoa; Chordata; Actinopteri; Anabantiformes; Osphronemidae. Gene Ontology annotation, biological process: Golgi to plasma membrane protein transport; retrograde vesicle-mediated transport, Golgi to endoplasmic reticulum; Golgi vesicle budding. The coding region runs from base 236 to 1117 and encodes 293 amino acids.
ACCUGCUGGAGAAGUUCGGUACAACACGGAGAACACGGCGCCAUAUUAGACGGACAUUACACUGCUGCGGAGGAAGUGUGCUCCAGAUGAUUAGCUGCCCAGACAGCGGUAGUCAGGCCACUAAACACGUACGCAGCCGCUUUAUGGUCGACAACAACUAGGUGAACAGAGCAUCUCGGACAGCGGAGUCCGAGGCGUGUUGUUUCGCUCGUUGUUUGCUAAGUUGCCGGCAGAGAUGACUUCCUUGACUCAGCGCAGUUCAGGCCUCGUGCAGCGGCGGACUGAAGCCUCGCGCAACACCGCUGACAAAGAGCGCCUGUCCGGCCAGGAGGAGGACGAGCCGCGGCGGGGAGACGAGCCGGACGACGACGACAGCGGAGACUCCAAAGAAACACGGCUCACCCUAAUGGAAGAGGUUCUGUUGCUGGGGCUGAAGGACCGGGAGGGCUACACUUCGUUCUGGAAUGACUGCAUCUCUUCGGGUUUACGAGGGUGCAUGUUGAUUGAACUGGCCCUACGAGGACGUCUUCAACUGGAGGCUUGUGGCAUGAGGAGGAAAAGUCUGCUGUCCAGGAAGGUGAUUUGUAAAUCAGAUGCUCCAACAGGUGAUGUGCUCCUGGAUGAAGCCUUAAAACACAUCAAAGACACCCAGCCACCGGAGACUGUGCAGAGCUGGAUUGAACUGCUCAGUGGAGAGACAUGGAAUCCUCUGAAGCUUCAUUAUCAAUUGAGAAAUGUGCGUGAACGGCUGGCAAAAAACUUGGUAGAAAAGGGCGUCCUCACUACUGAGAAGCAGAACUUCCUCCUCUUUGACAUGACCACACAUCCUCUGACCAACAACAACAUCAAGCAGCGGCUCAUCAAGAAGGUUCAGGAGGCUGUUCUGGAAAAGUGGGUCAAUGACCCGCAUCGAAUGGACAAGCGGCUACUCGCACUCAUCUACUUAGCCCAUUCAUCGGACGUCCUGGAAAAUGCCUUUGCUCCACUGCUAGAUGACCAAUAUGACCUGGCCAUGAAAAGAGUGCGGCAGCUGCUGGAACUAGAGCCCGAGGGAGAAAGCAUGAAGACCAACUCCAACGAGCUGUUAUGGGCUGUGGUGGCUGCUUUCACCAAAUGAGGCUACAGCAAGCUGUUGUGGCAUUUCAGUGGCAUUGUACGUUGGGGUGUGAUUCUGCGUCAUGGCCCCGAUGUGUUGACUUGACUGACUUAUAUUUUCCCCCUGCCUGGAAUUUUGGAAUUGGCUGCUCUUUUUCCUUCCAGAUUACUAUCCUUGUUGAUUUCUCAUUGCCCUGUUUUUCCGUAUAUCAUAUUUCUAUGUUUGCUUAAACAAAAAGAGCAGACAAGAAAACACGUAAAUGAACGUGACCUUAUGAAUGAGGCCUAAAAGGUGUUGAUUCAUCUUUUUUAAAUUUAGUUUUUUAGAGGUACGGCACACAUUACUGCAGGUACCAUCCUGACUCACCUUAACAAUACAUUACACAAUGUGAUGUAUGUGUAAGCAUGGAGGUAGUCAUGCUGUAUAGGAAGGUUAGCUCAUGAUCCUGACCAAUCUAUAACUAGAUGUCCUCUUCGAUCCAGAUAGGAUCAAAGUGUAUGGAUAUGGUGCAUUUGGUGUCACAGGAUCUUUGAUUAUAUAUCAAGUACUGUGAGAACAUUCAAAACUCAGAGCAUACUACCUAGUACUGUCAUCAUUUUUACUCAGUUGCCUCCCCAUCCAUCCCUUUCUUCCAUUACUUGCUCCUGCUGUGCAGGGACACUGGGGGAAUUUUCUCAUUCCAUACUGUCCCAUGGUGUCCCACUCCUGACAUUUCUCUUCCUUCAUCAUUUUGGCCUAGAGACGUGUGAAACGUCCUUUUUUGUUAUGAGCUCAAACACAUCUUGUAGCUUAUAAGCUAAAGAACUAACCUGUGUGGGUUUGUAUGUUGGUUAUUUGGAUCUCAGCCAAACAGUAGUUCGUGAAACCACAAAUCAAAAGCCAAAACACAGUCAUUAGACAGUCUGUUAAUUUUCUAUGUAAAAUAGGAAUUUGUUAUUUUGGCACAAAUUUCAAAAACAUGAAUUGGCAGGAAGACAUGAAAUAUGAAUAUACUAAAAAUGACUGAAGCUCUAAUUUUCCCUGGCCAAUAAUUUGUUAUUCAUAAUGAAACACAACAUUGCCUUGAAUAAUACAGCUGAGUGUGUUAAAACACAGGAACCUUUCAUGGCAGCAACAGACUCAGGAAAGCAGAGCCAUGCCUUCUCCCUCUUUUAGCUGAAUUCAAACUGAUUAAUGGGAGCCAUCUGUGCCCAGUGCAACAUCAAGGACCUGGAUUUGGUUUAGAAGACAUGAAAUCUUCGAGGCAUUCAUACAGUAAAGUCAGUCCUGACACUUUAAAAUAUAUAACUAAAAAUCAGCUGCAGUUAAUGCACAUCUAUAAAAAAAUAGUGAUCUAAUAUAUUGUCUGAAUUCAACACAAAAGUCAUUUGACAAGACAUUGGAGCUGUCUUCAUUUUAGACGUUUGUGUUCUGUAAUAGAUCCUAAUAUCAAUCAAUCAAUAAGUGUCCAAAUAAAAUUUAAAUAGCUGGGUAAGCUAGGCUAGCAGGUCCCACCUGCUUCCAGUCACACCCCUCACUGUAUUAGUUGCACAGUCAUCUGCGGCCAGCGUGGGCUCAGUGACGGUGAAUUUCCCAAACAUUAGCUCAUGCUUUAAUGUGCAGACGGUCUGUUAAACUGAUCACUUUGAAGAAUUUUGUUGAAUCAAAGCAUGGCUCUCAUUUUGAAAGUAUAUGUAUAUAUACGUGUGUAUUUGUAUCAGGACGUUUUCUCACAGGUGCACCAUCAACAUUCCAAAAGAUCAUGAUGGAAGUUGUGCUCUAAACAUCCAAUGAAGCCUUUUCACUGUCAAUCAUGCUACACAUUCUAUACUUGCCUCAACUUUGAUUUCUUGUCUCAACAUUUGUUUAAGUAUUCUUUGUUUUAACACCUUUUGCUACUCAACCUCAUGGAUUUUGUGGCGAGCAUUGCUUUAUUUACAUAGCCUCUUUAAGAUAUUGUAUGUAGCAGUGGGCUGGGACUGAUUAGUCAGUGACUGGGGAGAAGAGGUGAGCAAGAGAUUCAUGCAUCUGAACAUCACCUAUUGCAGACUGAAUGAGAGAUUAUAUGUUAUCUAAAUAAAGGGACCUCUAAUCUG